CUUUAAAUAGAGGUACCCAAAGACUAUUAUCUAAAUCUUAGAGUAAGGCUCUUUUCCAAAAUAUUACAUAAAUACAUGUAUUAUUGAAAAGUAUAAUAAUUAAAAAAAAAACGGAAGCAGAAAAAAAAGAAAAAGAAAAGUUACGUUACUGAUGACUAACGCCGCCGCUGCGGCGGUGGUCACACCGUUGAUCCCGUCGGAUAAGAACGUUUGGAAGAAGAAGUCUUUUGCUGAGGUUCUCUCUGGUAGCAGUGAGCAGCCUUUCUUAGCAAAAACGCAUCACCGUCAUAAAGGUUUACUUGUUGUUCAAUUCCCGGACUAUGAAGCUCGGACGCUCGAAGAACGUCACAAGCGUUCUUUGGUAGGGUAUUUUUUCAAAGGAAGGCCUAAUCUUUCAGUCAUUCGAAAAUCCUUUGAAGUUAUAGGUUUUGCUGGAGUCUUUCAAUUAGGUGUGAUUGAUCCUAAGCAUGUUUUAAUUCGAUUUGAUUCGGAUGAAGAUUUUAUUAGAUGUUGGGAUCGACAGUCUUGGUCCAUCCAUGGACAUUUGAUGAGGGUUACGAAGUGGACACCGGCAUUCCAACCUAAUGUGGGAGCCACCGGUGGUUCCAGUUUGGAUCGGUUUUGAGGGACUGCCUAUUCAUCUCUUUGAUAGGAGGGCGCUUUUAUAUAUAUAGCAGGGUUAAUAGGGACGCCUCUAAAGAUAGAUGCAGCCACGGCCAAUCUAUCUCGCCCCUAUGUUGCAAGAGUUUUUGUGGAACUCGAUUUAACUGUUGACAAUCCUCAUAAAAUUUGGAUACAGUGUGGAUCCUAUAACUUUGCUCAACAGGUUACUUAUGAGGAUAAGCCAGACUAUUGCCAGUCUUGUCUCCAUUUGGGACAUUCUGGUUUUAAAUGUCCCAAAUGAGUGCCAAAUAAUAAUGCCCAGAAGAAAAGCAAUAAGUUUACAGUUUUAGAAAAGGAGAAAUGGAUUGCUAAACAACCCCAAUUAUUACAGAUUACUAAUGGAGAUACAACGAAAGAAACGGUGAAGGUUUCUGAUCCUUCUACAUCAAAGCAAAUGGUUCCUGAACACAACAGCAGGGAGAUUGAAACAGUGGACAUUCAAGAAGACUCAGAUACAGAGGAAGUAUACCAUGAUCCGGAACCUGAACCUGCACCUGCAAUUCCUAAUCAGAAUAAGAAUGGGGAGGCUAUACAUAAUAAAUCAAUGGAUCUGGCAGGGCUUACUAACCAUAUGUUAGAAAAAUAGUAUUAUAAAUGCGAGUUUAACCAGAUAAAAAUCCCGAGUUUAUACAAAUCACCAGACAAACCAACAAAUGCAAGAACAAAUAAUAAUAAUAAUAAUUAGAAUAAUAAAAAUGAAUAAAGAGAAAAGAUAAGAAAAACUUAUCGCAGGAUCGCCCGUUAGAACGGACUGGCCUUGAAGAAAGAUAGCCUCCGUAUCCCGAUAGCUAUUCGGACGGGUCUGGCUAGCUCACUCCCAGGAUAAUCCUACCACGUUUCAGACUUGUAGCUACCUCGACUGAAACCUUCGACCGUUGCCCGGUUUGCCGUUGAAUAGAAAGACUCAAAGAAUGAAACUACAGAGUAUUGAUGCUCUUGCUCACGCACAAGGUAAUGUACUGAUUUUCUUUAUAAACGAAAGCAAAGUUGCAGAAGAGAGAAAAUGUUCGGUGGGUUUCUUUCUUUCUUUUUGUGCGUGUUACGAGCAAAGUAAUAGAAAGGGAAUAUAUAUACUCUCUUGUUUUCCUUACGUGAGACUUGAAUGCAAAAGCAUGCAAAGAAUUGAAUUUUUCCUUUUGGAAUAAAGAAGUUGAUCAGGCAAGGAAAACAACGGAAAUCAGAUAUAAAUUCUCAAGUGUUUACGUGAUUGCAAGUUUGCAACCAUGUUGUCGACUUCUGUUUUUCCUUCACAUUUUUUUUGUCAUUAUUUG
Cuscuta epithymum is the source of this 1934-nucleotide messenger RNA. NCBI's taxonomy places the organism in Eukaryota, Viridiplantae, Streptophyta, Magnoliopsida, Solanales, Convolvulaceae. The record is from the annotation of a GenBank genome assembly.